UUUAAUUCUUCUCUUACCAUAUUCUCCUCAUUUCCUCCCCUUUAAAAAGUUCUGCGUUUUGAUCCAUUCGUCAGGUAGAAGGAAAAAGGAAAUCACAAAACUCUUCAUUACCCAUUACCCAGAAUCCCCUUUUCCUUACUCUCCCUCCUACUUUUCAAUCAGAUUAUAGAGAAAGUACUGUUCUUGUUUAUCUUUUUGUUUUUCACUCUGUUUUGCAGGUUUCAAUCGUCUUAGAAGUUGAUUUUGGCCGGUUUUUGAAGCAUGGAACCUGUUAAAGAAGCUAUUCUUCCUGGACUACCAGAUGAUUUGGCUUUGAGAUGUCUAGCCAAGUUGUCACAUGGUUACGAUGGGGUGCUUGAAGCUGUCUCAAAGAGGUGGAGAGAUUUGAUCCGCAGCAGUGAGUAUGCGAAUUAUAAAGCUAACCAAGGAUGGCUUGGGGAUUGGUUAUUUGUUGUCACUGAACGUUCCAAUCAGUGGGUUGCCUAUGAUCGCACAGCUGAUAUAUGGCAUCCCUUGCCAAAGAUUCCAACUGAGUAUGAUGGCUUGCAACAUUUUGGAAUGUCGUGUGUGUGUGUUGGUAAACGGCUCCUUGUGAUUGGUGGCUCCUAUGCGCCACGUGAUACUGCAUAUCCCCGUCAACCACCUAUGAUUACAAAUGAUGUUUUGCAGUUUGAUCCAUUUAGGAAACAGUGGACCAGAUUAACAAGCAUGCAAACACCUCGAUCUCAUUUUGCAUGCUGUGUUAUGUCUGGUAAGGUUUAUGUUGCUGGAGGGCGCAAUACAGCUCAACCUCGAGGGCUUGCUCUUGCUGAGGUUUAUGAUCCAAUAAGUGAUCGGUGGGAGGAAUUGCCACCAAUGCUCAAUCCGCAAAUGGACUGCCUAGGCAUAUCAUAUAAAGGUAAAUUUCAUGUUCUGAGUGACCAGAUAGGCUUGGCAGAGCAGACCCCAUCAGAAAUUUUUGAUCCAUCAAAUGAAACAUGGUGCACGGUUGAUGACAUAUGGCCUUUCUCCAGAGCAAUGCAAUUUGCAGUUCAGGUGAUGGGGAAUGAUCAAGUUUAUACUGUGGUGGAUUGGGGGGAGAGCUUAAUUAAAGCAAGAGAUCCUGUAAGAGGAGAGUGGAUCACUGUUGGUGCUGUUCCUCCGGUUGUUCUCCCUGACCACUUCCGAGAACUUGAGGCCUUUGGUUAUGGUUUUGCUGCACUGAGAAAUGAAUUAUAUGUUCUUGGAGGGAAGGUUCUCAAGUGGGAGGAAGUAGGAGCUGGCAGGUUUGAUGUUGUGAAGUUAGCUGGGGUGAGAGCUUGUGAUCCUUCACGGAGGCCAUUAAACUGGAGGGAUAUCAGGCCCAUGUGUAGGCCAGCAGGUGGUUCUGUCCUAGGCUGUACCUCCCUGGAAGAAGAAACUCUUCUUGAUGAGGAAAAAUGAUUUUUCUCCUGAUGUACUUGUUAGAACCAAGCAUUCUUAACCAAUAGUGCAGGGAAACUAAAAUGUGAAUUCUUGUGCAGCAGCCUCUCAGGUCUCUCAUAGGAAAACCUCUGUUAUAUAUAUAUAUAAACUCUUAUUGGCCAAAUAUAUAAAAAAUUCCUAGAGCGAAUUAGAACCUUUUUUAACUGUAAUGUUGAUUUUCAAUAGAUGGAUCAUUGGAGCAGAUACGGGAGCAUAUUGAAAUUAGUCAAUUGAUUUUGAUAUGUUGUGAAGGACAGAUGAAUAUGUACCAAAGAGAAUGGUUCUGAUAUAAUGAAAGUUUAGAUUGAUAAUGAUGUUUUGUUUGUGCCA
Messenger RNA from Theobroma umbraticum, 1773 nucleotides. The record is from RefSeq and is a predicted model, not a curated record. Lineage: Eukaryota; Viridiplantae; Streptophyta; Magnoliopsida; Malvales; Malvaceae.